Molecule: messenger RNA, 1104 nt
Organism: Setaria italica (foxtail millet)
Lineage: Eukaryota; Viridiplantae; Streptophyta; Magnoliopsida; Poales; Poaceae
Exons: 1
Coding region: 82-795 (237 amino acids)
Source: RefSeq, a predicted model, not a curated record
UAAUCCUCCUAACCCCCAACGGCGACUCGCGCUCAGCAACUACCCAAUGCCGACUACCCCCGCCACGCGCACCGCAAGCUCAUGGCCGACGCCAAGCCGAGCAAACCCAAAGGCUUCGCCUUUGCUGACGCCGCCAAGGCCAAAGCCGUCGACGCCAGCGCCGGCAAGGCCGACGACGAUGCCCAUGGCGCGACGCCAGCGGGCCGCGGCCGCUGGCUGCGGUGGGCGUGCUGCGGCCUGGCCGCGACCGGCGCGCUGGCCGCGCUGGUGAUGCUGGCACUGUCCCUGACCGUGCUCAAGGUGCGGGACCCGACGCUGUCCAUGGACUCCGUGUCGGUGCGGUGGUUCAACGUGCGCUUCGACCCGCGGGCGGCGCGGCCGCUGCGGAUCAACGUCACGCUGGAGGGAAGCAUCGUGAUCCGGAACCCAAACUAUGCGUCCAUGCGGUUCGGGGCCAGCGACACGGAGAUCUUCGUGGAUGGCGUGGCCGGGCCCGUCGGCGUGGGCCGCGCGCCGCCCGGGGAGGUCCCCGCGCGGGGCGCCAGCCGGGUGACCGCGGGCCUGGACGUGUUCGUGGACCGGGUGGGCCCGGCCGUGGUGGGCGAGGUGCUGUUCGGCAGCGGCGAGGUGCGGCUCGCCAGCCACACGGCCGUGGACGGCAGGGUCAGCGUGCUCGGGGGCCUGUACGGGCGGCGGACCGUGCGCGUGGCCAUGCGGUGCCGCGUCGUGCUGCGCGUGUCGGCGGCGGUCGUCGUCGCCGGGAACCCCGCCUGCGUCGCGGAUUUCGGGCGCUGACCACUGCACAUCGGAGGCGCGGAGCCAUAGCCUUCGACGGCGAAGCGGUGCUUGAAUAAUUUGCGUGGCCAUGCUUGUUUGCGGGUGAGCCGGUAUAGUUUUUGCCCUUUCUCUUUACCGGCGAUGACCGGCGUAGGUAGUGACGGUGGCGGCUAAGGUAUAACCGCCGAGUGCUCCCUCCCUCCUCCUCAGUAGAUUCCGGCUCUUCUCGUACCUCGUUUUGUACCAUAACGACGACUACCUGUUUGUUCUAACAUCGUGUUGAAUAACAACGAUGAAAUCCUCCUUGGAGCAAAUUUCAGACUUUCA